Porites lobata is the source of this 8341-nucleotide messenger RNA. The record is from the annotation of a GenBank genome assembly. NCBI's taxonomy places the organism in Eukaryota, Metazoa, Cnidaria, Anthozoa, Scleractinia, Poritidae.
AGACCAUAUCUUACAAACUACUUGGCGCUUGGAAUGGAGAGUUACAAGAUCAGUGAUAGACAGCUGUCGGCAUCUUCACAAGUGAAUGGCUCAUACGCUGCGCUAAACGCACGUCUGAAUCACAAUCUUCAGGGUGGAGCUUGGAUUCCAGAAACAUCAGAACGUUCAGAGUAUCUGCAGAUUGAUUUAGGAUGGGUGUCAGUCUUGACUGGAAUUGCUACGCAAGGACAUCCCGAGCAACCAUACCGCACCUUAACUUACAAACUGAGGCACACAAUAAGUCUCGAUGAGGCUUUUACUACAUAUCUAAAGGUUAAUACGGUCUUGUCUUCUUUCCUCUCGUCCGCAGAAUCCUUAUUAACUCAUUAAUCAGUUAAUGAAAUUGAUUAUUUAAUCCCGUUAUUUAUAUUUUCAUUUUUGGUGUUUUUACAAUGCCUUGAUCCCAGAGUUUUUUCUUCAUAUUUUUCUACGCUUGAGAGAGAACGAGCCUCGAAGCUGCAUUUUUCAUGGCUUCGCCAAAAAAACAAAUCAAGAAAAACCUUUGUGAGCAGGUAUUUUGCAGCCAUAGUGACUGAAUCUGUAAACAGAACUCUUCUUUAUCAGUAGUGGUCGUUCUUCUUGUUUAUCAGGAAUUUUGGAGCAAAUUUUAAUUCUUAUGUAUUGUCUAAUAACCCUCUUUGCUUCUGUUGUUUGCACAAGGAAUUUUUUGGAAAUGUUGAAGAGGGAUCUACAAUGUAUGAAGUUCUUGAUCCAACCCGAUGUCGUUAUUUACGAGUACAAACUCUUGGCUGGUCUGAAAAAGUGUCACUGAGAGUAGAACUGUAUGGUUAUAAGGAAGGUAACAAUCACCACGUGUAUAAUCUUUGCCAAAUAUACUUUUGACCAUUUAUAUAGAAUAACAUUUCGCCCGGGGCAGCACCCGUGGUAUACAUGUAUAAGUGGUUAAUUGUAGUCGGCUUGAAAACGCUGUUUCAAUCAAGCAUCACUUUAAACAGUUUAAACAGCACGAUUAUGUAAUCAUACUGCUACCACACACCGUUGACCGACAUGGGUCCGGUCAAAUUUUUGAACGGACGAAUGUUUUACCUGUGCUGACCAGCCGUCUACACGGAACCGUCUGCAAAUUCUGUUGCAUAAUUAUUUCAGUACUGUUUGCCGUUUAAAAUCUUGCACGGUUCCGCGGGUCUCUUGUACACGAAAGUCGGAUCCGUGCGAGUUUUUUGUCCGUUCAAAAAUUUGUUCGGACCAGUGUCAACGGGGUUCCAGAAUCCUUCAGGGCUUUUUGUCUUGACUGUGCAAAUUAGGGCUUUUGUUAUUCAAUACUUUGGGUUGCCAAAUUUAAAUUUGAAGGACAAAAAGGAAAUGAAUUCUGGUCUAAAUUAUGUCCCAUUCACACCAACUAAACAUGUAUAAUUAAACCAGGUUUGAAAAAAAAACAAACACUGAAACCCGAGCAUGUUUUGGAAUUUGCACUAAAUUUGGACAGUUGACAAUCAACUUAAGUCAAUAUACAGCGUUUAUGAUGGAAACAAUUUUAAACCAUGUUGAGCUAAACAGUCUUUAAACAUGUUUAAGCUUCAGGGUGCAGUGAAUGGGACUUUAGUCAAACAGACGUCUUCGCGCAAACGGCCCAUUAAGAAAUUUUAUCUUUUUCUUUUUAAGAAUGUUCUGAUCACCUCAGAUCGAUUUUCAGUGCUUCAUCCAGUGCAGGUUUUAGUUUACCAGGAUAUGGCUACCUACAUUCGGGGCUUGGAUCUGGUGCAUGGUGUGCUCAGGAACAUAAUGUUAACCAAUAUUUCCAGGUCUGAAAUAGCACUAACUCUGCUUAUAGACUUACCUGAUGACUUUAUGGUUUAUGACAUAAGUAAAGUUGCUCCCGAAUAAACAACAUUGACCAGGAAGGGGGGGGGGUAGAAGGGUCAUCAUGGUGCCGCCGAAUUCUUAGGGUGGGUCUCCUGUGAAUAAGAAAGUGCAAAAUUCUAAACACUUUUUUGUCCGAGAUUGUAGGCUCAUGUGACAAACAUCCUGCCUACUACCAACACGGGAAUGUCGAUACGUGUCUAUGCAAUUGAUGAUGAAAAUGUGAAAUUUUAAGCCCGAUGAAUAUAUGAAUAAAGAAAGUGAGCAACUGAUUUAGUUUUUGACGACAUCAUCAAACUCACAUUAAUUUUCCGUGCUCCCUUACUGAAUAAAAUAUCCAUUCAGUAUAUUUUUUUUGGUUGGUUUCAGGCAAAGCUUUCUAGUGAGAGUAUUGUUACUGGUGUGGCAACUCAGGGUCAAAAAUCUUCCGACAGUUGGGUUAAGUACUUUUCCUUGGAUUACAGUCUAGAUGGUCGUGCAUGGAUUCAGUAUGCCGGAGGAAAGGUCAAUUGCUUUACUUUAAAUAAGAUAGUUAUGAUUUAAAUCGAAGCCACGAAACAAGAGUAACAAGGGCACAACGAUAAGCGACGAAGCUACAAAAAUGAGCGUUAAGGCCACGAAAUGAGUAUUAUUUCUGCCCUAUUUAUGCCUUAUUUUCAUUUAUUAGACUUCGCGGAUAGCAUAUAAUCAUGUGUCAAUUAUUCACAGUUGUCGGUUUGACUAACUUUAGUUGGAGUCGGCCCCACCCACCCACCCACCAGUUCUGCUUACAUUAUUAACACCUUCGAACUUGCUCGUCUGGGGUUACUUCCCCACAACUAAUGCUUAUAAGACAUCACGCACAAGCUUAUAAAAGAAAGGUUGGUACCUCAAAAAAGCGCUUUACCGAACUCUAACCGUAAGGAAGUGAUUUUGAGGAGAUGAGCACCCCGUAUUGGAGAAGACGUUAUACAGGGCGUGAGAAAUUAUCUUUGCUUGCAAAGAUCGCCUAGGCACGAUUUUUUGUAGCCUGCGAACGCAAACGUAUUUCCGGUCGUCGCUUGUCUCCACCGGGAAGGAGAGAAGCGACGACCGGAGCAGUACGUCUGCGUUCCCAGGCUACAAAAAACCCGCCACGCUCACGGGUAAUAAUUUAUGCGAUCCGUCACUUCUGCCGAAUUUCAUCCCCUAAACCGCAUGUUGGAGGAGACUGACCGAAAACUGAGCGAUUAGUAAAAAUCAAUUCGGUCUGCCACGAUUAACAAAAUCGGACGACCGCGUAACGGGAGUAUUUGAUCCGAGUAUGAUUACAGACCGAAUUGGACGACACAAAGUUCUGAAUUUCAUCCCUAUUUUUUAAAACCGCGAAAUUUUGUUUUGCUAGCAGUGAAAAAAGGGGAGACGUGAUGACUGUCCUUAGGCAAAACUGAUUUAACUGUCCAAUUAAGGCUGAAAUCAGGGCAGUUGAUAGCCAAUCAGAUUUGACAAUUUUGUUAUAUUUAUGAUUAACGCAUUAACCGGUGGUUAACUGCAGCAUGAAUUUCAGGUGAUUACGGGGAAUGUAGACAGGAACUCCACUGUUUUUCAUUUCUUCUCGACUUCACUGAUGACGCGAUAUUUGCGCUUCCAUCCACAAAGCUGGCAUAACAAGAUUUGUAUGAGAGUGGGAAUUUAUGGUUGUGCUGUGAACGGUAAGUAUAUUCUCCUCUAAACAAGAACACCAUUUCGCAGUAACUACUUUUAACCCCGGGGGGUGGACUCCGCAUAUGAAAGGGGUGGGGAUGCUCGUCGUCUCGCUUAGGGAUGUAAAUUUCGGAUUUUGGUCUCGCUUAGGGUGUUCUGGGCAAAACGCCAUCAUAUUUAGCCAUGAAGGUCUUAUUUAGGGUUGGACGUUAAAAAAUACAGAAAUAUUAUAUUGUCUGUGUUUUAACAUGGUCUCUUUUAGGGGUCAGCAAAAGCUUGGGCCACGCCUUUAGGGGUUUAAUUCAAAAUUUCCGACGAGCAUCCCCACCCCUUUCAUAUGCAGAGUCCCCCGGGCUUUUGACAACACAUAAUAAGGGUUUGUAAUGUUUUUAAUGUUUUUUAAUGAAAACCUGUUGUUAUCCGGAUCUACAGUCAAAUCUAGCUCUCUUAACGGACAUCUCUUUAAGACGAACAACUUGCUAAAAAGGACACCUGUCUAUCCUUACUCCUUUUAGUUGACUUCCUAUAAGAAGGACAUCUUCUUAUAUAGGAAUCUAUUUACUUGAAAAACCACAUGAAAAUAGAUUCUUCAGGAGCCAAAAGUCUGUGAAGAUCAUCUGAAAUAGUGAGAUUUGAAAUACCUUGAAACUUUUUAACGGUUAAUACUACUCUGCAUUUUUUACGGUUGACGGUUAAACUUUAGGCCGUGUGACGGCUGACGGUUAACCUCAUUGAGACCCUCAAAGAAUAGUAUAUAUGCGGUCUUGCAAACUAUCCUCAGCAGCUUUAAUGUUUGACUGUUUUGUUGUUAUUUUAUCAGACCGUAGGGCUGUAUCGGCCGGGCGCCCAUCAGAUGUUUCAGAUUGUGCCCACUGUAAUGUUAAUGCGAGGUGUAUCAGUAGCCAAGGCAACACUGGACGCUGUGUUUGCAAACAUGGAUUUGUUGGAGAUGGUAAAAAAUGCGAAGGUACCUCAUGCACGCCCUUCAUGUUUGGAGCCUUUUUUGCCCUUGUAAAUAAUAUACUUGCCUAAAUAAGGGAGGUAGGCGUGUAAAACUUGCUGUUCAACAGAAGACGAUGAUGGUUUUGUUUCAAUGAAUAGUUUGGUUUACUGAGCAGACACCAGGCGGGGUUAGGAAGCAGAAGUUAUUUGUAUACAACAACUUUUGCUGUUGUUUUCAAACUCUGAAGGGUAUACUAGUUUCUUUCGGUAAUUCACCCAAGAUUUGUUCUCCGCCCAGUAAGAGGGAAAAAUACGAGGAAAAGAUUAAUAGAUAUUUUAAUAUCAAUUGAUCUCUUCAUCUGAAUUUUUUACUCUUAUUAAAAUAAAUUUUAUUUGGUAGCAAGAGUGUUUAUCUGGAUUUCCAACCGCACAAACUCAGGAUCUGGACGUCUGUGGUUCAAGUAGCCUCGCACUUCGCGUUGUUUUCUUAGGCAAGGAACUUUACUCCACUUUGUCUCUCUUCAUCCAGGAGUAUAAAUGGGUACCCGCGACACGCUAAUGGGGGUUAACCCUGCGAUGGACUAACAUCCCGUCCAGGGGGGAGUAGCAAUGCUCCUAGGCAUGCUUCAUGCUAAGGAAACCGGGAUAAGCUCUGGCCGUUCGGGCCUUUGGCUCAUGUGCUCCUUAGUUUUAAAAUAUCUUCACUUCGUUACAACAAUAAUGCAGCAUCACUUGCCACUGUUGACCACAAACUUUUAUGUCUGACAGAUCGAGAUGAGUGUUCAAGUAGCAUCUCACCUUGUCCAGAACAGGCAGAUUGUGAGAAUGCGGUAGGAUCUUUUCGCUGCCUUUGUAGACCAGGAUAUAAAGGAACUGACUCACAAAACUCCUCGUGUGUAGGUAAGAAACUAAUAAAUCAAGCUUAACUUUUUUUGACUUUUGAUUUCUGAUUCUUGUUUGGAGUGGAAGAAACGACAUGUUCGUAAAUCUUUUCCUUCUUAUGCCAUUUUAAUGGAGAGCUUUAGAUUUGAGGAAGGAAACGACUACGAGCACGAGAUUUGAAGCUUUUGCGCGUGUUCUCAAACAAAAGACACCCUGGAAAGCUUCAUUUAUGUUUUUUUCUUUUUUCACCAAAAACGUUAGCACGGUUAUUCAUACUGAAGGAGGUUAAUCUCGCGAUAGCAAAAUGAUAAAACGUCUUACAUUUGAAAACUUUUUCCCGCUACUCCGACAUUCUUGCUAAAACUUGGGUAGAAUGACGACGACUAUCACGUUUUCCCGCGAAAAUGAAGGUGCCUUACGCAGGCGCACUUCUUACUAUUGAGAAAAUCUCGUACUCGUAGUCGUUUUCUUCUCAAAAUCUAAAGCUCAGACAAUGACUUUUUUGGGGGAAGGGGAGGGGGUAAACAAGGUCUACAGUGGGCAUUAUGAAAGUGGUGAUCUAGUAAGUGUCGUUUUAUGCUGAUGAACGGACGAGGGGAGCUUCGGAGACGAGGAUGAAGCGCGUUAAAAAGCAGUAAUGAUCUCAUGGACCUCGAAAUUGAGAAAAAAACAAAUACUUUGAUAAUUUUCUGGAAAAUUUUUAAAUAGUUAUAGUUUAAACUGUCCAAGUAACAUCUUACAACAAAUUAGCGUAUUUUUGCUAUCCUGCCAUCUUGGACGUUGAAACUACCAGAGAGUUGGGGCCACGAUCAAUUUACCUCUGAGUUUUCGAACGACAAAUGGGCUCUUAAAAUGCUGAAACAGUUUGUCGUGAUCGAGGCUUAUAUAACUGGCUAUUUUUGUGUGUGUUUUCUCUCGUAGAUAUUGAUGAAUGCAAGAUUUCUGGCAGCUGUUUCAGGGUUGGCUGCAUCAACUUUCCCGGCUCAUUUAAAUGUGACUGUGGUAUUACGGGACUGUUUUACGACCCACAAGAUAGGCACUGCAAAGGUAUAGUAACCAUUGCGAAUGAGUUGUUACAGUCAAAAUAUUAAAUAUGUGAAAAUCAAUUCAAAUGUAGGAACUGUGGGAUGUAAAUAUAAAUGAAAGAACUGAUAUCGCAGUUACACGUAUACAUGUAUACGCGACGUUUGCAGUUGCGAAAAGAAGGCUUGAAAUUUAGGCUUGUACGGUGCAGCAAAGUAAAUAAUAUUCUCUUCUUUUGAGGAAUCUUGAGGAAUUUUUGUUUAUCCAUUUGUUUUUUUACAGACAUAGAUGAGUGUUCUGACGGCAGUUUCGAGUGCAACCCCCUUGCAUUCUGUAUCAACACGUAUGGCUCAUACGCCUGCAUAUGUUCAGACGGAUAUAAAGGUGGUGGUAGAAGGGUUUGUGCUGGUAUGUCCGUUCACACUGUCUAAACAUCCCUCGCUGCAUCUCGUACCGGAAUUAUAGGCUGAUUUAGCAACAGAACGGGAACGUCAGUUGACAACGGGAAAGCGCUCGGAAAAGACUAAACGCGACUUCCAGUGCCCAAUUUGCCGCUCUGCCAUUGGUCAAGCAAGUUGUUUGAUUUGCGAGCGCCGUCGUCAACUGACGUUCCCGUUCUGUUGGUAAAUCAGCCUAAUAGCAAAUGCUGAGAGCCGUUUUCAAAAGAUUUUUUUUCAGUCAUUACUUUCGAUCAGCAUGAGAAUCAGGUUGCAGCCAUUCUCAUCUAGAUAACAUAAAAGAACGUUUUAUUGUUUCGAUUUCAGAUGUAAACGAGUGUAGACGGAGACCUAACCCAUGCGGCAACACUACUGUUUGUCAAAAUACCAAAGGAUCAUAUCGAUGCGGUUGUAGGGCUGGUUUCAUUUGGCAGAACAACACGUGUGUCGGUCAGUGCGGAUUACAUAUCUUUUAGCUUGGCUAAUUGAUAAAUUUUCUAUCCAAAAUUGCAUACCCUAACCCUCCCCUCCCCCUCCUCGGUGGAUUGCCCUAGCGUGGUGAACUUUCAGCCUUCAUAUAUAUUAACCUUUCGCACCAAAGUGGUCUCAGCCAAUCAGAGAAGAGUAGGAUUUUUCACUGCAAUGGCUGAUGGGUCAAGCGUUAUGCGUUGCUGGUGAUAGACCAUUUCCCAAUUGCCCCAUCUGUGUCAAGUUGAGGCUAAGUGCCGAGCCGGCCAUUGAUUUUUCAUUCCUAUGCAAAGAAAACUCGUUUUCCUCAAAAAAGGUUUUGCUCUUAUCCUCGUUUUGAAACUUAGAGUUUUUGGAACUCGGAAGUGGCCUCUAGGCCCUCACCCUCUCGAUAUCCACUUCAGUACAGUGUAAUGUAAUUCUUUGGGUAGGUUAUUUAUUUAUUUAUUUAUUUAUUUAUUUAUUUAUAUAGUAAUACAAAUCCAUUUCUGUUGUUUUCAGACAUUGAUGAAUGCAGCAUCGGAGCAUUUAAGUGCCGAAUUCAUACUGCGUGCGUCAAUACCAUUGGAUCUUACACCUGCAAAUGUAAACAAGGCUUCUAUAGCAAUGGACCGCAUUGUCUUGGUAAGAACUUCCAAGUUUGUGUAUGUUCAUCGUAGUUGCUAAUUUGAAAGAGGCAAAUACAAUGAUUUUGGAUUCUUCAGGUCUAGUGCAGCUAGUGCUUAGCAACAAUACUCUGUAGCUAGCGAUUUCAUACGGAUGUUUCCGAUGUUUACUUCGAAUGUUUUCGAUCAAAUUUGUUGUUGACGUGGAUCGUGUUCCAUAACGUGGCACCUAAGGUGGCUUUCGCGUCAUAAAACGACUGCCUCUGUAGCAUUACUGAGCAAUAAAUGAUAUUCCAAUUUAAAAUUUCUGUUUUUAUCAUUUUUUCUUUUUCAGAUUUCAAUGAAUGUCUGAGAGGUAGUGCUGAUUGUCACGAAGACGCAUGGUGUGCGAACACUGCGGGCUCAUAUAAAUGCUUCUGCAAAGAAGGGUAUCAUGGGAAUGGAACCAGUUGUGAAAAGUGA